UCUGCGCGCUUCCGACUCUCGCCUGCCCGCGGCCGCCAUUAGAGAAGCGAGGCGAGAUUGAGGGGGGAUUGAAAAAAAACAUUGGCCGAAAUAAGGCUCUGAGGGGAGGGAGCCGUCCGACACAACCCGAAUAUUGAGAGGGGAAAGCGGGGAAACGGCGGCGGCGGCGGCAUGGGGGAGACCCGCUGAAGGAGACGGCCGAGUCAGCGAAGGCGGCGGCGGCUGCGCAGGAGGAGGAAGGCGGAGAAGGGCAUCCGGCGCUCAGGAUGCCUCGGCUGGGAAGCCGCCGACAGAGGCACCGCUGAGGGAAGAAGAAGAAGGAGAGACGCCGAGGAAGCGAAGAGAGGAAACGCUGCGCCGGCGGAGAGGGGGCCCUGGAUAUAUUCACACACACACCCCCCCCCCCGCUCCCGAAGUCGUCUCCUCGGUCCUCACCUGUCAAAAGCCUUCGCGGGGAGGGGUGGAAGCCCCAGAGCCCCAAAUCGCCUCAGGAAUUUUAAUUUUAAGGACAAAAAAGAGGGUCUCUUCGUCUUCCUACUCCCGGGGAGGCCCGAGACGUUUAUUUAUAUUGGAAAAAGUCUUAAAAAAAGGAAAGUCUAUAAAUCCUCCCCUCUUAUUUUGAGGGGGGGGCAACCCCUCUCGCUGGGGGUCUCUCACCUCAAACGUCUCUGGAGGAUCAAUCAAUAAAUAUCUGGAAAGGAGAAGAGAUUCUCCCCCCCCCCUCUCCCAAUAUCACUUCUGAAAGGGGGGAAAGAGCAAGAACAAUUCCAGUGGCUGGUCGUUAUUCCAGAUUUUCUUUCCUCUUUUGUUUUUUGUUUUUAAAUACAUAGUAACCAGAGGAAUUUCCCCCUCUUUCAGUUUAUCUUCCCAGGUGCAAAGAAGAAGAAGAAAAAGUUUCAUUGGGGUGUUUUUUUUUUUUGAAGAGGGGGGAUCUUGAGGAAAGAAGAAAAGGCUUGUGAAAGAAAACUUAAAUUUGGCUCCAGUGCCUGGAAAAAACAAGGGGCAAAGUUAGAGGAAUUACCAAGAAAGAAAGAAAAACUUGUUUCCAGUACUUAUUACUUGGGAGAGAGGGUGGGGGGAAAGCUAAUUUUUCCUCCCACCACAACAACCAACUCCUGCAGGAAUUCAUUUGGGGGAAAAAAGCCUAAAUCAAAGACCCUUGGCGAUUACUUUGAUUUUUGUAUCAUUUUGGAAGAAGAUAUUUUUCUUUUUUUCUCCCUUUAAAAAAAGGAAGUUUCUUGGCCUCUUGGUUUGCAGAAAGGAAAUCAAGGGGAGCCGAAUUAGUUGCUUCCUAUCUGGGGGAAAAAAAUCUUCACUUUCCCAAAGUUAUUUUUGGGGAAGUGGGUGGUGGAGGAGAUUUGGUUUGGUUUCUCCUCUUUUGGAAGAGUAUUUUUUGGUGAGGUGGGGGAGCAAGGAAUCCACCCCCGUUUUUUUAUUUUUAUUUUCAUCGAGGCUUGAAGGGAUCUACUGUAUCCAGGGACAAGGAAGGCUUUUUGGGGGAGUUUAAUUUUGUUUUUUUUAAAAAAAUCGCAAGAGAAUAGGAAAAAUGUGAUUCCUCUCCCCUCUCCCCAGCCUUGGAAAAGCGUCUGAAUUUGAGUUGGAAAGAAAUCACCUUCCUGGAAAUUGACUUCUUUUCUUUUGCUCUCCCGACUCCACUAUUUGCAAAAAGAAAAGAAGAAGAAAAAAGCAGCAAAGGAAAAGACUCCUUUCACCCGGACUCGAAAACCAAACACCCAAGCCCUGGAUUUUCGCUUCCAUGGGAAGUCGGAAGAUUUUCAAGGCGGCUCCUUAUUAAAAAAAACAAAAAGAGACGGAGGAAAAACAAAAACGAGACUUGGGUGUCCCCUUCCCCCCCCCCCACUUAAGGAAGCCGAAGGGAAACCCGGGGCUGGCAAAAAGAAGUCGCGACGACGGGGCCGACUCCAAAGUGGAAGUUCCCUCCUCCUGCGGGGUUCCCCGAUCGUCCGAACCGGGCCAGCGGCCGGGGAGACCCGAGCCAGUUGGGGAGAAGAACGGCGGAGAGGCUCGGGCCCAGCUGCCUUCGGCUCGCCUUGCUUUUCACCCCGACGCCGCCGCCGCUGCUCUUCUCUCUCUCUCUUUCUCUCUCCCUCUUUCGCGUGUGUCUUUCUUGCCAAUCCAGGGUGACGGGAGAAAAACGAGGCGCUAAAAGGGAGCAAGCGGACUCGAUUCCUGGAUUACUUCACACCCGCCCUUCUCCUCCUCCUCCUCCUCUUCCUUUCCCCUCCUCUCUUUCGCUUGCUGGCUGGCUGAAGAUCGUAAAUCUCUCGCCUUUUGCCAGCCCUUUUGGAUUCUCUAUUUCCCCCCCCCCCCACCUUUUCCACCUCCAGCCUUCGCCGGCCUUCUCCUUGCGCGGAUUUCUCUUUAUACCUUUUUGCCUGGCCGGGAGGCGUUGAAAUUUCUUUUCCUUCCUUCCUUCCUUCCUUUCUUUCCCUAGGGUUAGCUUAUUUCUUCCUGCUCCGGGCAGCCCCGUCACCCCUUCUUUUUCUCUCCCUGCAGUGCGUGUGUGUGUUUUAGAAAAGGAAUAGGCCCGUUCUCUCUCUCUCUCUCUUUCCCUCCCCCCCCAUCACACCGCCCCAUCCCUCCCUCCCUUUGAUUGUGUCUCCCUCCUUCUCGGUCUGGUGUGUGUGUCGCUUGCUCUCUCUCGCUCCUGUCUCUUUUCUUUCUUGUCGGAGGCUUGUGGGAUAAUGGCGUGCGGGUUGUGGCUGUGAGGAUGAGUUCCAGCUUCGUGCCGAACGGGGCCAGCCUGGAAGAUUGCCAUUCCAACCUUUUCUGUCUGGCUGACUUAACUGGGAUUAAAUGGAAACGAUACGUAUGGCAGGGCCCAACGUCUGCUCCGAUUCUUUUCCCUGUAACGGAAGAAGAUCCCAUCUUAAGCAGUUACAGUCGUUGCCUGAAGGCCGAUGUCUUGAGUGUAUGGCGACGAGACCAAAGGCCUGGGCGCAGAGAGCUAUGGAUCUUCUGGUGGGGUGAUGACCCCAAUUUUGCAGACCUAAUUCAUCAUGACCUAGCAGAUGAGGAAGACGGUGUAUGGGAAAAUGGGCUUUCCUAUGAAUGCCGAACUCUGCUCUUCAAAGCAAUUCACAACCUAGUGGAAAGAUGCUUAAUGAACCGGAAUUUCGUCCGUAUUGGGAAGUGGUUUGUGAAGCCUUAUGAGAAAGAUGAAAAACCUAUCAAUAAAAGUGAGCACUUGUCUUGCUCGUUCACCUUCUUCUUGCACGGGGACAGCAACGUUUGCACCAGCGUGGAAAUAAACCAGCAUCAACCUGUGUACUUCCUGAGUGAAGAACAUCUCACCCUCGCCCAGCAGUCCAACAGUCCUUUUCAAGUUAUUCUGAGUCCAUUUGGAUUAAAUGGUACACUCACGGGGCAGUCGUUCAAGCUGUCGGACUCCGCUACGAAGAAGCUGAUUGGCGAAUGGAAGCAGUUCUAUCCAAUCACGUCCAACUUGAAAGAGGGACUGGAAGAAAAGCAGGAGGAGAUGGAUUGGGAAGAUGACUCUCUAGCUGCUGUGGAGGUCCUUGUUGCUGGUGUGCGAAUGGUCUACCCAGCCUGCUUCGUUCUGGUUCCUCAGACAGACAUUCCCGUUCCUAGCACUGCUGGUGCAAGCAACUGUUUGGGUGUCCAUCAAGUGCCUGUUUCCACGAGAGAUCCAGCUAUUUCCUCAGUUACUCUCACGCCACCGACCUCCCCAGAAGAAGUUCAGACAGUUGAUGCUCGUUCAGCUCAGAAGUGGGUCAAGCUGUCUUCAGUUUCCGAUGUGUUCAGUUGUGACAGCACUAAUCACCACGGGGGGAGGAUCCCUCGAAAGCUGGCCAAUCAGGUGGUUGACAGAGUUUGGCAAGAAUGCAAUAUGAACAGAGCACUGACCAAAAGGAAGUAUUCUGCUACAUCAAAUGGCUUAUGUGAAGAGGAGACGAUUGAGAAAAUGGGAUUUUGGGACUUCGUUGAAGCUGCACAGAGGGCCAAUUGCACAUGUUCCAGGCACAAAAGUCUCAAACCGAGGCUCGCAGUUCAGCAGGGGCCGGUGCCUCCCGCCGGCCAGCAACCCCAGCCAGCGACCAAGCACAAGGCCAACGAGAAGCAAGAGAAAGGAGACAAACCCCAAAAACGUCCCUUAACCCCGUUUCACCAUCGAGUGUCCAUCAGCGACAAGGUUAUCCUGGAGGCCGACUCCGCCAAUCAGCGGCUGGUAAUCCCCACUACCGACAGCCAAGUGAGGUUUUCAAACCUCAGAACUAACGAGGUCGCAAAGACACCUCAGAUGCACCCCGCGGAAAUUGCCAGUUCCCCGCAGCCACCGCCCCUCAGUCCCCACCCAUGCGAUGCGGCGGAGGAGGGGGCAACCAAAACGCCUUCCACGCCCCAGAGCCAACAUUUCUAUCAAAUGUCGACUCCCGAUCCUUUGGUUCCUUCAAAAGCCAUGGAAGAUAGGAUAGAAGGGUUAUCCCAGAAUUUCCCAGCUACGUUUCCCGAUGUCGUAGAGCCCACCAUGUACGUCGGCGCCGCAGUGAACUUGGAGGAAGAAGACGCAGAUUCCAUGUGGAAAUAUUACAAGGUUCCAAAGAAAAAAGACGUGGAUUUUUUGCCGCCGCCUUUGCCGAGUGAAAAAUUUCGGGACGAGCCCAUGGGAUCUGCCGCAUCGGACAAUGUACCUUCAGCUACAGAAUUAAUGUUGCAAUAUAGGAAACCUCUCAAGGUCUCCGAUGAAUUGAUCCAGCAGUACCAGAGCAAGAACCAAUACCUAGCAGCUAUAGUAGCUGACCAGGAGCUUGAGAUGGACCCAUAUGCAUUUGUUGAUGGAGAUGAAGAGUUCCCAUUUCCCGAUAAAAAGGACAGGCCAAACAAUGACCGAGAAAUUGGGAAAAAACAUAAGCCUGACGAUGGAACACCUGGUGUUGGAGAAGAUGCAAUGUCACUUUUUAGCCCUUCAGUCAAACAAGCAAUAGAUGCGCAGCGUAAUCCCCCUCACAACCGCACGGCUUCAACUAGUUUGUUCCAUGAAAACGACCUGGUUGUCUCCUAUACUGACCUUGAUAAUCUCUUCAACUCUGAUGAAGACGAGCUAACCCCGGGAUCUAAAAGAAUAUUGAACGGAACAGACGACAAGUCUAGUUGCAAAGAGUCAAAAGCUGGAAACCUGGACCCAUUGUCAUGCAUAAGUACAGCUGAUCUUCAUAAAAUGUAUCCCACGCCACCAUCCUUGGAGCAACACAUUAUGGGAUUUUCUCCCAUGAAUAUGAACAACAAGGAGUACGGCAGCAUGGACACCACCCCCGGAGGAACCAUCCUCGAAGGAAACGGUGUGACUGGUGGCCUUCAGUUCAGGAUUGAAGUAGACGAGGGAUUCUGUAGUCCAAAACCCACAGAAAUAAAGGAUUAUUCCUAUGUUUAUAAGCCCGAGAACAGUCAAGCUUUUAUGGGAUGUUCCAUGUUUGCUCCACUGAAGACUCUCCCGAGCCACUGUCUCCCUGCCAUCAAACUGCCAGAGGAGUGUGUUUAUCGGCAGAGUUGGACUGUUGGCAAGUUGGAUUUGCUUCCGCCAGGACCCACAAUGCCAUUCAUUAAAGAGGGGGACGGGAGCACCGUUGAUCAAGAGUAUGGCCCUGCCUACACUCCGCAGACACAUACCCCCUUCGGUAUGCCCCCCAGCAGCGCCCCGCCAAGCAAUAGCGGCGCUGGGAUCCUUCCUUCCCCUUCCACCCCCCGCUUCCCAACUCCCCGGACUCCAAGGACGCCUCGGACUCCCCGCGGGGCGGGUGGGCCAGCAAGCGCGCAAGGCUCCGUCAAGUAUGAGAAUUCCGAUUUGUACUCGCCAGCCUCGACCCCAUCCACCUGCAGGCCCUUAAACUCGGUUGAGCCGGCGACGGUCCCGUCAAUUCCCGAGGCGCACAGCCUCUAUGUGACCCUCAUUCUGUCCGAAUCGGUGAUGAAUCUUUUCAAAGACUGUAACUUUGACAGCUGUUGCAUUUGCGUUUGCAACAUGAACAUCAAAGGUGCUGACGUUGGAGUUUACAUUCCAGACCCAACCCAGGAAGCCCAGUACAGGUGCACGUGUGGAUUCAGCGCGGUCAUGAACCGGAAAUUUGGCAACAGCUCGGGAUUGUUCCUCGAGGAUGAGUUAGACAUCUUGGGCCGCAAUUCGGAAUGCGGCAAAGAAGUGGAGAAACGCUUCGAGGCCCUUCGCACGGCUUCCGUCGAGCAGAGUGGAAGCUUGAAGGAGGCGGACCGGCUUCCCGACGAGCUGAUACUUUUGUUGCAAGACCAGUGCACCAACUUGUUUUCGCCGUUUGGAGCGGCAGAUCAAGACCCCCUGCCCAAAGUCGGCGCCACGGGCAAUCUGGUGCGGGCCGAGGAAAGAGACUGUUGCUACGACUGCUAUCUCGCAUUGGAACAUGGACGCCAGUUUAUGGACAACAUGUCCGGAGGGAAGGUUGACGAGGCGCUUGUGAAGAGUACUUGUUUGCAUCACUGGUCGAAACGAAAUGUUGUAGACGUGAGCAUGCAGUGUUCUCAGGACAUCCUUCGCAUGCUGCUCUCGCUCCAACCAGUUCUUCAGGAUGCCAUUCAGAAAAAACGAACGGUUCGAUCUUGGGGUGUACAAGGGCCCCUCACGUGGCAACAGUUUCAUAAAAUGGCUGGACGAGGCUCUUACGGAACCGAUGAGUCUCCUGAACCACUGCCCAUUCCAACCUUCUUGUUGGGGCACGAUUAUGACUUCUUGGUGCUGUCGCCUUUUGCCUUACCAUAUUGGGAGAGGCUAAUGCUGGAGCCCUACGGAUCUCAGAGGGACAUCGCCUACGUGGUGGUGUGUCCGGAGAACGAAGCGCUGCUGAACGGAGCAAAGAACUUCUUUCGAGACCUCACUGCAGUAUACGAGUCCUGCAAACUCGGCUUGCAUCGGCCCAUCUGCAAAGUCUUGCCCGACGGGAUCAUGCGAGUGGGAUCCACUGCUUCAAACAAACUCUCCGAGAAGUCGGUGGCUGAGUGGUUCUCGCAGACGGCUCAUGCCAACAAGGAAUCGUUUUCCAGGCUCAAACUCUACGCUCAAGUCUGCAGAUACGAUCUGGGUCCUUAUCUUGCUACACAGCCAUUGGACAAUUCCUUGCUUUCCCAGUCCAACCUCGCUCCUCCCACCAGCCAUCCUGCUUCCAUCCAGCCUCAGGUUGCAGGCAGCUGCACUCCAUCCUCCACCUCCAGUAAUGCUGCUGUCCCGAUGAAUUCGAGCAGCGCCAUCACCUCCGCUACCACCACUGCCAGCUCCACCUUGACCACAACCGCUGCUUCAUCCUCUUCUUCCAGCCUGGGCAGUGCGAUGCCAGCCAGCAAGGCCUCUUCGUUUCCACCUUUUGGCAACAUGAACAAUGCAGCCCCUUCCUCCCUUUCCACGCAGAGCACGGCCGUCCAGAAUGGGCAGGCAGGGAUACAGCACCCGCAGCAAACAGCAGGGAUAACCGGGGAGGUCUUACCUGCCCUGACGCAGCCGCAUCCGGAGGUUUCCGAAAGCACUAUGGAACGGGACAGAGUCGGGAUCCCCACCGAUGGUGAUUCCCACGCAGUCACCUACCCGCCUGCCAUUGUCGUUUACAUUGUGGAUCCUUUCACGUAUGAAAAGAAAGAAGAGAACAGCUCCUCAAAUGUCUGGACUCUUGGUCUUCUCCGCUGCUUUCUAGAAAUGAUCCAAAACCUUCCUCCUCACCUUAGAAGCAUCGUGGCUGUUCAGCUUGUUCCUUGUCAGUAUCUGCUGCAACCCGUCAAGAACGAAGACAGGCAGAUUUACACCCAGCACUUAAAAUCCCUGGCAUUUUCCGCCUUUACCCAGUGCCGAAGACCUCUCCCCACGUCCACCAAUGUGAAAACAUUAACAGGGUUUGGCCCGGGCUUAGCGGUGGAAAUGGCACUCAAAAGUCCUGAUAGACCUGAGUGUAUUAAACUCUACGCUCCACCUUUCAUCCUGGCUCCUGUCAAAGAUAAACAGACUGAGCUGGGGGAAACAUUUGGCGAGGCCGGGCAAAAAUACAACGUGCUUUUUGUGGGCUACUGUCUGUCUCACGAUCAAAGGUGGCUCCUUGCAUCCUGCACAGAUCUCUACGGAGAACUUCUGGAAACCUGCAUCAUAAACAUUGACGUACCGAACAGGGCUCGUAGGAAAAAAGGAUCUGCUCGUAGGCUCGGUCUUCAGAAACUCUGGGAGUGGUGCUUGGGUCUUGUCCAGAUGAGUUCUGUGCCCUGGAGAGUUGUAAUAGGACGUCUCGGAAGAAUCGGCCAUGGGGAGCUGAAAGAUUGGAGCUGUUUAUUGAGUCGCCGGAACCUGCAGUCUCUUAGCAAGAGGCUCAAAGAUAUGUGCAGGAUGUGCGGGAUUUCUGCUGCUGAUUCUCCCAGCAUCCUCAGUGCUUGCUUAGUGGCUAUGGAACCUCAAGGAUCUUUCGUGAUCAUGCCAGACUCCGUAUCCACUGGCUCAGUGUUUGGACGCAGCACCACCCUAAACAUGCAGACCUCCCAGCUCAACACCCCCCAGGACACUUCGUGCACUCAUAUACUCGUGUUCCCCACCUCUGCGUCCGUGCAGCUGGCACCAUCCACCUACACCACUGAAACUGGUUUGGAACUGGCCUUUAAUCCGAACAAUGAUGGAGCGGAUGGAAUGGGAAUCUUUGAUUUGCUGGACACUGGGGAUGACCUGGAUCCUGAUAUCAUAAGCAUCCUUCCUGCGUCCCCAACGGGAUCCCCUGUUCACUCACCAGGUUCUCACUUCACCCAUGGAGGUGAUAUGGGCAAGGGUCAAGGUACAGACCGGCUGCUCUCCACCGAAUCCCACGACGAAGUCCCCAACAUCCUGCAGCAGCCGUUGGCCCUCGGCUACUUCGUCUCCACCGCUAAAGCAGGUCCGUUGCCUGACUGGUUUUGGUCGGCCUGUCCUCAAGCACAAAAUCAGUGUCCCCUGUUUCUUAAGGCUUCUUUGCACCUCCACGUGCCUUCAGUGCAAUCGGACGAGCUACUUCACAGCAAACACUCCCACCCUCUUGACUCGAAUCAAACUUCCGACGUCCUCAGGUUUGUGUUGGAACAGUACAAUGCACUCUCUUGGCUCACCUGUGACCCUGCGACCCAGGACCGGCGGUCGUGUCUCCCAAUUCACUUUGUGGUGCUGAAUCAGUUGUAUAACUUUAUCAUGAACAUGCUGUGAUCUUUAUCCCAAACCGAGCGAGACGAAGAACAGACAACAACAACCGGAAAAAAAAAAAGGGAAAAAACCAGAAUUCCACCGAAAAGGACUCGAGUUAAUUCUUCUCUGUAACGUCAUUUUUUUUGUGAUGGAGGGAAGUGGGGGAGGCUGUUAAUCAUCCUUCAUUGGUUUCAAGGAUUCUGACUUUCGGUGGGAGGCGCGUAAACUGGUUGUUUGUUCCCCUCUCUCCCUUUUUUGUUUUGUUUUUUUGUUGGUGUAUUGCGUAUAUCUGACUGGCCAAAGUGGUGAACCGGUCAGCCGACAUGUAUUAUAAUGCAUCUUUUCAGUAGCCAAGUAUCCAUUCUCCUUCCGCCCAUCAACCUGUCACAGUAUUUGUGAAGAGUUUAUGAGCCAUAGGCCCCUGCCAUGUUAAUAAAUAUUUUAAAAGAAAACGAAUGAGCAUGGAGACCAUUAAAAAAAAAAAAGACGAAUGAGGGAGAAACGACAAAAAUAAUAUUAAUUUACGGAACGUUUUUUUGGAACAUUGCAAUGUUCUUGUAUUGGAUUAUAGUAUCUAGUAUUCAAAAAACAAAAAAAUGCCUGCAUCUCUUAUUUAUUGUAAGUUUUUAAAUGUAUAAAUUGUCUUAUAUUUCUUAACCUCUUUUAUAAAAAAAAAAAAAUUUCCUAGAAGGUUUAUACUGCCUUCUUGCUUUAAAGCAAUUGGUCUAAAAUUAUAUCUGUAAUCGUCUUAAUUGAAAACUUGCGGUAGAUUGCUUUUAGAGUGUUAUUUUUUUGUAAGCGGGUGGGGAGGGACGGGGGACCGCAAAAAAAUUUGUAUUUGGUCUUGAUGUACAGUUUAAUGGGGACUAUAGGAAGGUGGGGCGGGAUAGAAAUGUCCAUACCUUUGCGUGUGGGAGAUUUACAGCUAAGCUGUAGUUGCAGAUUAUACGUGUACAGUAAUGAAGUUCCACUGUGUUUAUAUAAAAUUGAAGAAAAAAAAAUAAAGGUACCAAGUCUUACAGCAAUUUUAUAUCACACAUUUGCAGAGUUAACAUAAUGGCAAUAUAUUAAAAUAAAAAAAGUGAUAUUGUUAGGUGGUUUAACUUGUAGUGAGAAUUUAAAAAAAGAUGAUAAUAAUAAAUUGUUUUAUUUUAUUUUAUUUUAUUUUAUUGGUAUUUCUGUUGAGGGCCGAGACUAAAAACUUUGGCAGAUUCCCUUCCCUGUUUCUUGAAGGAAGGAGGAUGUGCUUUUUUGACUACAAGGGCCUCUGAUGUUUUUUCCCCUGUGUGCAUUUUAAGCCAAGACAGAAUCUGUGUCAUCUGAUGAAAUUGCGACACUUUUUUUCUAAAAACGAAAGAAAUCCUUGCCCUCAAUAAACUGUGUCACUUUCAUUUUCAA
This is a messenger RNA of Thamnophis elegans (Western terrestrial garter snake), 10582 nucleotides long. It is a transcript of the gene MED13, whose product is annotated as mediator complex subunit 13. Bases 2732 to 9205 code for a protein of 2157 amino acids. Gene Ontology annotation, cellular component: mediator complex. The record is from RefSeq and is a predicted model, not a curated record. Lineage: Eukaryota; Metazoa; Chordata; Lepidosauria; Squamata; Natricidae. Gene Ontology annotation, biological process: regulation of transcription by RNA polymerase II. The transcript has 30 exons. Gene Ontology annotation, molecular function: transcription coregulator activity.